UACGGUGCUCACUACCUUGCCGGACUUGUUGAUGAUAGUGACGGUCUCUGUGAUAGUCAUCCUGGUUGUCUGCCGUGCUCUGUGCGCGGUAUUAUCGAAUUUAUGUACCUGCUGCAGAUACUGGCUUUGCUCCUUUGUUCAGGGGCCCGCAAUUUGUCUCUCUCGUCUCGUUUCUUGUGUCGCUACAAUUGCGGUGAAGAUGUAUCCACCGAGUUUCCAACCACCACUCGCAGACCCCAGGACCAUGGAACCCCUUCCCUCAAGAUAUACAAAAAGGGGUGGAACGAUUCUCUGUCCUUAUAACCCAGCAAAAGACUUCCUCCGCCUGCGGAGAGCAGAGGACGUAAAAGUUCGUCGUCGAAGGAUGGGGAGAGAAAGCAAAAGGUGCGGCGACCUCUUAUCGCGAUUGGCCUGGCGGGGGCAACGGAUCCGCGGGAACAGAGCGUUUGACUGGCGCGGCGUCCAAAGGAUCCCCGAAGCUAUUCGCGCAUUGAUGCCGGGCGAGAGAGGCACCGGAUAUCGUGUCACAUUGUUUGAGGUCGGGAGAUCCGAAGGAUGCUGUGGUUAUUGCAUUGGUGCCGUUGCUCCACCCCAUGAGUUGGCGCCUAUGGGCCAGCGACAGCGAAUUGAUAGCGGGCCGUCCCCUCGCCAAUGCCCGCUUCUCCAGGUUUCAGUUGUGGCGAUUGCUUCACGAUGACCCUUUUACUCACCUAAGGGGUCAAUAAUUAAUAACAUCACAAAUGAUAUCAUGUAUACAAAUGCAUAAGUUGAGAUUCAGUCUCGGUUAAACAAUCA
This is a messenger RNA of Amorphotheca resinae ATCC 22711, 795 nucleotides long. RefSeq lists its product as hypothetical. NCBI's taxonomy places the organism in Eukaryota, Fungi, Ascomycota, Leotiomycetes, Helotiales, Amorphothecaceae. The transcript has a single exon. The record is from RefSeq and is a predicted model, not a curated record. The coding region runs from base 32 to 697 and encodes 221 amino acids.